Messenger RNA from Huiozyma naganishii CBS 8797, 573 nucleotides. It is a transcript of the gene BRR6, whose product is annotated as Brr6p. Lineage: Eukaryota; Fungi; Ascomycota; Saccharomycetes; Saccharomycetales; Saccharomycetaceae. The record is from RefSeq and is a predicted model, not a curated record. The transcript has a single exon. Gene Ontology annotation, cellular component: nuclear membrane; nuclear envelope. The coding region runs from base 1 to 573 and encodes 190 amino acids. Gene Ontology annotation, biological process: nuclear envelope organization; lipid homeostasis.
AUGGGGAUGUCGUUGAUCGCUGGUGGAGAUCGAACCGUGUCCGUUCAGCAGCGGGGCGGAGAGACACACAGCGUACUGGAGACAUCAAACACCACCACUACCACCAACGGCACUGUGCAGUGGUACGAACCGGAACCGCUGUCGCAGUAUAUGCGGCUUGCAUUCAACAGCGUUGUUGCGACACUCGUGCUGUUUGUGGCCGUGAAGUUCCUGCUAAUGGUCCGGGACGACGUGAACUACAAGCUCGAUGAGCUCAAGCUGCGGGAACUGCAGCGGAUCAUGGAGUGCCAGAUACACUACAGGGACAACAAGUGUGCCGUCUGGGAAAGUGUGCCACCGCUGCUACAGGAAAAGUGUCGGCUCUGGGGCCAGUGCAUUGCCGGUGAGGACUCGCUGGCCAUAAACCGCCACUCUGCAAAACUGUGGGCGCAGACGCUCGCAGAGGUAGUCAACAGCUUCGUGGAGAGUAUCAGCGUCAGGUCGCUCACCGUACUGCUCACCACAUCGUGCUCCAUCAUCAUAGUCACAAACCUCGCAUUCGGAUCGUACAGGGUCGUCCACUACUCUAAAUGA